This is a messenger RNA of Adineta steineri, 678 nucleotides long. Lineage: Eukaryota; Metazoa; Rotifera; Eurotatoria; Adinetida; Adinetidae. The record is from the annotation of a GenBank genome assembly.
AUGUUGAAAAAUGGUUAUUUUGAUAUAGAAUUAACAAAAAAGGCUAAUGGUAGUUACAUUAUUAUACUACCUUUCAAUAUUACAUUACAGUUCAAUUAUAAAGAUGUUCCUAUUGUUACAGAUCCUGUUAGUUAUGUUCUUCAUUCAAGUGAUCUUGAUAUUACUCAAUUCGCAUUAAAGGGUUCUCAACUGUUGUGUACAUUUGCUUUUUUACAAGCAGUUGCAACAAAAUCAUUCAUUUGUUAUACAAUGCAUGCAAACAUGGAGAAAAGUAUUUGUAAUCGAAUUAUUCGAUACUGCCAAAGAGGAUUUACUUUUCUUGAACCUUAUGAAUUUGAUAGUCUCUUGUAUAUUGAUAUUAUGAAUGGUACUAUUCUUGAAGAAAGCAGAGAAGAAACAAGAGAAAUAAUGGAUGAAGAUGGUGAAAUUCAAACAAUAUCAUGCAGUCCAUCAAGUCGUACAGAAAAACGACCUGUACCUGAAGAUUUAAAUGUUCCGACAAAAAAGAUUAAAGUUAGUGGUGACUCAACAGAACAAAAGCCUGCAGCACCUGUUGUUACAGCAGGAAGUCAACCAAAAUUCAUUAGUGCAGCUGAAUUAGUUGUACCUCUACCCGAUAUCAGUGAUGAAGAACUUCUCGAAAUGGCAUUAGAGUUCGAACGUAAAUAUGGCUAUUAA